UCUCAAGCAGCAGGGGAAUCUGCGCUUGCAGAAAACAUAAGAGAAUCUAGUUUAGUAAUUACCCAAUCAGGACCCAAGACCUAUGUACUCUUUAACUUCCGACAGUAACACCUACGACCAGAAUCUCCUUUUCUUAAUACGUGCAACACAUUCAUCUUUGGCAAGAACACAAAAACAGUCACCAUGAGCACCACAGGCAAAGUUAUCAGAUGCAGAGCAGCCAUAGUUUGGAAUCCUGGUGAUCCAUUUUCUAUUGAAGAGGUAGAAAUGGCCCCACCAAAGGCAAAAGAAGUCCGAAUAAAGAUCAUGGCCACAGGACUCUGUGGUACAGAGAUGAAAAUGUUGAAGAGUGAAAACAUUCGCCUACAUUAUCCCAUCAUUAUGGGUCACGAAGGGGCUGGUAUAGUCGAGAGUGUGGGAGAAGGAGUGAGCUCAGUGAAAACAGGUAUGAAUGGGCACUGGGGGUUAUCACAAUGUGGAGAAUGUGCCUCUUGCCUGAAUUUUGAGGACAAUUUUUGUAUACAAUUCAAACAGGCACAAACCAAUCUGAUGCCUGAUGGUACCAGUAGAUUCACCUGCAAGGGAAAAUCCAUAUAUCAUUUCGCUAAUACAAGCACAUUCUCUGAGUACACAGUGAUAAAGGAAAUAUCAGUCACCAAGAUUGAUGCAACUGCUCCUCUGGAAAAAGUAUGCCUGUUUAGCUGUGGUUUUUCCACUGGGUAUGGUGCUGCAAUCAAUACUGCCAAGGUGACUCCAGGCUCUGUCUGUGCCGUGUUUGGCCUGGGAGGAGUUGGCCUGUCUGUCAUCACGGGCUGCAAAGCAGCAGGGGCAGCCAGGAUCAUUGGUGUGGACAUCAAUAAGGAAAAAUUUAAGAAGGCAAAGGAAAUGGGUGCCACGGAGUGCAUCAACCCACAGGACUUCAAGAAACCCAUUCAAGAAGUUUUAUUUGAUCUGACAGGUUCUGGGGUGGAAUUUUGCUUUGAGGCCAUUGGCAAUCCAGACACUGUGGCAGCUGCCCUGGCCUCCUGCCAUGAGAGCCAUGGGGUCUGCGUGAUUGUUGGGCUGCUGGCUGCUGGUGCUCAACUCAGUGUCGAUGGCCACUUGUUCUUCUCAGGACGUUCCUUGAAGGGAUCUGUGUUUGGAGGCUGGAAGAGCAGAGAACACAUCCCCAAACUGGUUUCUGAUUAUAUGGCACAGAAGUUUAAUCUUGAUGCACUAAUCACCCACACUCUGGAUCUCGGUAAAAUCAAUGAAGCAGUUGAAUUAAUGAAAACUGGAAAAUGCAUCCGCUGUAUCCUGUUACCUUAAGCACGUCAUCUGUGUGAGGUCUGCAGCGUCCUG
Molecule: messenger RNA, 1341 nt
Organism: Tupaia belangeri chinensis (Chinese tree shrew)
Lineage: Eukaryota; Metazoa; Chordata; Mammalia; Scandentia; Tupaiidae
Product: alcohol dehydrogenase 6
Exons: 9
Coding region: 184-1308 (374 amino acids)
Biological process (GO): retinol metabolic process; retinoic acid metabolic process
Cellular component (GO): cytosol
Molecular function (GO): all-trans-retinol dehydrogenase (NAD+) activity; zinc ion binding
Source: RefSeq, a predicted model, not a curated record